GCCGGGCAGGGCCGGGCAGGACUCCGGGGCGCGGUGGGGCGCCAUGCGGGGGCCCCGGGCCCCCCUCUUCGGGCCGCGGCCCAAGCUGGUGCUGCUGCCCCUGCUGUUGCUGCUGGGCCACCGGACUCGGUCCCGGGACAGCCCUGGGCCACUGCAGUGCUAUGGAGUUGGACCCUUGGGCGAUCUGAACUGCUCGUGGGAAGCUCUUGGGGACCUGGGAGCACCCUCCACGCUGCACCUCCAGAGCCAGAAGUACCAUUCCAAAAGAACGUGGACUGUGCCAGUGCCUGCCGGGCAGAGCUGGGUGACCAUUCCGAGGGAACAGCUUACCAUGUCUGAUGAACUGCUUGUCUGGGGUACCAAGGCAGGCCAGCCUCUCUGGCCCCCAGUCUUCGUGAAUCUGGAAACCCGAAUGAAGCCAGAUGCCCCCAGGCUGUACCCUGAUGUGGACUUUUCAGAGGAUGAGCCCCUGGAGGCCACAGUCCAUUGGGCCCCACCUGUAUGGCCACCCCAUAAUGUCAUGGCCUGCCAGUUCUACUAUCGAAGAUGCCAGGGGACGGCCUGGACCCCGCUGGAGCCAGAAUUGAAGUCCAUUCCCCUGGCACCUGUUGAAAUUCAGGACCUGGAGCGGGCCACUGGCUAUGAGGUGCGGGGCCACUGUCGAAUGGAGAAAGAAGAGAAUCUUUGGAGCGAGUGGAGCCCCAUUUUGUCCUUCCAGACGCUGCCCUCUGCUCCAAAAGAUGUAUGGAUAUCUGGGAACCUCUGUGGGACACCAGGCAGACAGGAACCCCUGCUUCUGUGGAAGGACCCAGGGCACUGCGUGCAGAUGAGCUAUAAAGUUUGGUUCCAGGCCAAAGGCCAGGAGCUGAUCCAGAAGACGGCUUCCUGCUGCAGCUCCUUCAUCCCCGCCCUGGCCGAGUGGGUUGGGGUGUCUGCCAUCAAUGCCACGAGCUGGGAGCCUCUUACCAACCUUUCUUUGGCCUGCCUGGGUCCAGAUCUCGCUCCCCGAGGCGUGGUGGUCAGCAGCAUUGCCGGCAGCACGGGGCUGCUGGUGACUUGGCAGCGGGGGUCUGGGGAGUUGCAGGAGCACGUGGUGGACUGGGCUCAAGACGGGGAUCCCCUGGAGGACCUCAGCUGGAUCCGGCUUCCCCCUGAGAACCUCAGUGCUCUGUUGCCAGGGAAUUUUGAAGGAGGGGUCCCCUACCGAAUCACAGUGACAGCAGUCUCUCCUUGGGGCAUGGCCCCUGCCCCCUCAGUCUGGAGGUUCAGAGAGGAACUGGUGCCCCUAGCUGGGCCGGUGCUUUGGCGACUCCAGGAUGCCCCUCCAGGGACCCCCGCCAUAGCGUGGGGAGAGGUCCCAAGACAUCAACUCCGGGGCCAUCUCACGCACUACACUGUGUAUGUACAGAGCGGGACCAAGCCUACUGUCUGCAUGAAUGUGAGCAGGAGCACCCGGAACAUCACCCUGCCCGACCUUCCCUGGGGUCCUUGUGAGCUGUGGGUGACUGCAUCCACCAACGCAGGACAGGGGCCACCAGGUCCCAGCCUCCGCCUUCACCUACCAGAUAACAGCCUGAAGUGGAAAGUUCUGCCGGGUGUCUUUCUCCUGUGGGGCUUGCUCCUGACCGGCUGUGGUGUGAGCCUGGCCACGUCUAGAAGGUGCCUCCACCUUCGGCACAAGGUACUGCCCCGCUGGGUCUGGGAGAAGAUUCCUGAUCCGGCCAAUAGCAAUUGUGGCCAGCCCCACGUGGAGGAGGUGCCUCAGGCUCAGCCCCCCAGGGACUUGCCCAUCCUGAAAGUGGAGGAAAUGGAGCCGCUCCCGGUUAUGGAGCCCCCCAAGACCUCCACCCAACUGGGCUCUGGCUAUGAGAAACACUUCCUGCCCACCCCUGAGGAGCUGGGCCUUCUGGGCCCACCCCCAGUUCCCAAAUUCUGGCCUGAACCCAGCCCAGGCCAGGAGAGGGGUGCCCAUUUGACAGACGAAGACACUGAGGCUCAGAGAGGCUGAGUCACUGCCUGAGGACACCCAGCCAGGAAGAACAGGUUGAAGGACCCCUACAGAGGGAGGGCCUGGGCCUCUGGGGAGUAUAUGGAUGGAGGAGGGAGCAAAGGAACGUGUAUGAAAUCGAGUGGCAGCUGCCUCCCCAGAUCUGUCCUGCUGCUAUUAACAGAAACCACAGCUGGG
Molecule: messenger RNA, 2185 nt
Organism: Lontra canadensis (Northern American river otter)
Lineage: Eukaryota; Metazoa; Chordata; Mammalia; Carnivora; Mustelidae
Gene: IL27RA
Product: interleukin 27 receptor subunit alpha
Exons: 14
Coding region: 44-2008 (654 amino acids)
Biological process (GO): positive regulation of activated T cell proliferation; cytokine-mediated signaling pathway
Cellular component (GO): external side of plasma membrane; interleukin-12 receptor complex; interleukin-23 receptor complex
Molecular function (GO): interleukin-12 receptor binding; interleukin-27 receptor activity; interleukin-23 binding
Source: RefSeq, a predicted model, not a curated record